Scatophagus argus is the source of this 2288-nucleotide messenger RNA. It is a transcript of the gene slc3a1, whose product is annotated as solute carrier family 3 member 1. Gene Ontology annotation, biological process: carbohydrate metabolic process; amino acid transport. The record is from RefSeq and is a predicted model, not a curated record. Lineage: Eukaryota; Metazoa; Chordata; Actinopteri; Scatophagidae. Bases 159 to 2204 code for a protein of 681 amino acids. The transcript is spliced from 10 exons.
GAGACAGAGCUGAAGGUGUGUGUGUACUCUGACCCCUUGAGAGCAGAUAAAUUACUCCUCGAGUCGCUCGUGUUUCUGAAGAAGGGCUAAACCUGCACGGCUUGUUUUCAGCUGUUCUUCUGAUAAAUCUGGCAACUGCAGAGAAACAAACCGCUACCAUGGAGCUGGGGGAAUGCACCAGAAACCCGGGGUAUCGGGAUAGCGAUGAGGGGAGCUCGGUGGCGGACACCAACACCUCCUUCUCCGAGGAGAAGAAGGAGGAGAAGGGGGACUGCACCGCUGUGAAGCUGGACCCGGACGCGACUGAGUACAAACAGGUCAAACCGUAUGCCGGCAUGCCCAAAGAGGUGCUGUUGCUGUACUCCUCCCAGGCCCGGUACCGAGUGCCCCGGGAGAUCCUGUUCUGGCUGACGGUGGUCUGCACCUUGGCGCUGACGGCGCUCACCAUCACGGUGAUCGCGCUGUCGCCGCGCUGCCUGAACUGGUGGCAGCUCAGCCCGGUGUACCAGAUUUACCCCCGGUCCUUCAAAGACUCGGACGGAGAUGGGGUUGGAGACCUCAAAGGAAUUCGGGAGCAGCUGGAUCACUUCCAGUACCUGAACAUCAAGUCAGUUUGGAUCAGUCCUUUCUACCGCUCUCCCAUGAAGGACUUCGGCUACGAUGUGGAGGAUUUCCGGGACAUCGACCCCCUCUUUGGAACCAUGCAUGACUUUGAAGAGCUGCUGGCUGAAAUGCACAACAAAGGUUUGAAGCUGAUCAUGGAUUUCAUUCCCAAUCACACCAGUGACAAACACCGCUGGUUCAACUUGAGCCGGACUAGAGAUCCUCACUAUGAGGAUUACUACGUCUGGACUGACUGCAAUGCAACCUCACCAAAGCCUAAUAACUGGGUGAGUAUUUUUGGGAACUCAUCAUGGACUUAUGAUGAAGUGAGAGGACAAUGCUACCUGCACCAGUUCCUUAAGGAGCAACCAGACCUGAACUUCUGGAACCCAAAUGUCCGCAAAGAGAUUGUUGAUCUUAUUCGUUUCUGGCUGGAGAAAGGAGUGGAUGGCUUUCGGAUGGAUGCUGUGAAGCACGUCCUGGAGGCUGUACACCUGAGGGAUGAACCACAGGUGGAUCCAAGCAGACCACCGGAGUCUGUAACUACAGAGUGGGACCUCUACCAUGACUACACCACCAGUCAGCCAGGCUUGCAUGACCUGCUGAGGGAGUGGAGGGCUGUGAUGGAUAUCUACAGUCGUGAGCCUGGCAGAUACAGGUUCAUGGUGACAGAGUCAUAUGAUUACCAUGAGGUGUUCAAAACCAUGAUGUACUACAGCACCCCACUGGUGAGAGAAAGUGACUUUCCCUUUAACUUCUACCUGUUGGACCUGCCUCAGAACACCAGCGGCUUUUGGGCUCAGCAUCUGGUCCAUCUGUGGAUGUCCAACAUGCCCAAGGGAGAGUGGGCCAAUUGGGUGGUUGGGAACCAUGACAAGCCUCGAAUUGCCUCCAGUGUUGGUAAAAUCUAUACCCGAGUCAUCAACAUGCUGUUGUUGACUCUUCCUGGCACACCCACCACCUACUACGGCGAGGAGAUUGGCAUGGAGAACAUUAAUGUUACAGAAAGUCAGAUACAGGACCCUGCUGGAAGAUACAAUGUGAGUCUCAGUCGGGACCCUCAGAGGUCUCCAAUGCAGUGGAAUGAUGCCAUGAAUGCAGGCUUUAACGACAAAACAAACCUCACCUGGUUGCCUGUGCACCCCGACUACUCUUCCAUCAAUGUGGAGGUCCAGAAGAAAGAUGAAGGCUCUGUUCUGGCUCAGUAUCGUUUCCUGAGCAACCUGCGUCAGUCGGAGCUCCCUUUUCAACGCGGAUGGUUCUGCUACGUCUACACCGAUGCCAGUAUCUUUGCUUAUAUCAGAGAGAUGGAUGGGCUUGACCGAGCCUUCCUCGUGCUGCUUAACUUCGGUAAAGAAACUGUCACCACAGAUCUCUCCUCUGUACGCGAGUUACCGGACCAGCUGGAGGUGCUGAUGAGCACAAACCAAGCCAAUGAUGGCAAGCUGUUGCAAAAGUCUCAUAUUCAGACGCAAGCAAGUGAGGGUUUGGUCAUCCAGUACUCCACCAGCACUCGGUUCCACCCAAACCACACUGGGGAGUGCUACAUCGCUGAGAAGGCCUGCUAUCUGAGUGCCAUGGACAUACUCUACAAAUGCUAAUAUCAACAGACAAUGUAAUUCAUUACAUUUUCUCCUCUGUAGAGGAUUUAUGUCAAAUAAUAAAAAAAGACCAAUCCAGAUACA